GUUCUGACUGUGGAUAAAUGGCGAGGGCUUCCGGACGCUAUGAUUCUGCGUUUUCUGUGGGUACAGGCGGGUCUUGGAUACCGAGUGGCUCCGGCGCCUUCGUUCCUGCCACCUUAUCCUCCUCCCCAGGGUAGCCGCGGAAAGGGAUACCCGCUUUUUUACCUUUACAGUCCGUCGGGUCCUGCCACUGCCUGGGUCGUUGUGACCAGAGACAGUCUCAAUAGGUGAUAUCUUAUUGCCACCUGUGUUUUGAACACUGCACAAUGGAGUUUCCUGACUUGGGAAAGCAUUGCUCUGAGAAGACUUGCAAGCAACUAGAUUUUCUACCACUAAAAUGUGAUGCAUGUAAACAAGAUUUCUGUAAAGAUCAUUUUACCUGUGCUGCCCAUGCAUGUCCCUUUUCAUUCAAGAAGGAUGUUCGUGUCCCUGUGUGUCCUCUCUGUAACACCCCAGUCCCGGUAAAGAAGGGGGAGCUGCCAGACGUGGUGGUCAGCGAGCACAUGGACAGAGACUGCGCGCGCCGUGCUGCGCCGGGAGAGAAGGUCUUUGCGCACCGCUGCUCCUGGGCAGGCUGCAGGAGGAAGGAGAUGCUGCAGCUGCCGUGCACUCAGUGCCAGCACAACUUCUGCAUCCAGCACCGGCACCCUCUGGACCACGGCUGCAGCCCCCGGGGCGGCUCUGCCGGCAGAGCUGGGUGUUCAGCAACCACAGCUGCUGAGUGUAAAAGACUGGCCUCCGUGGACACCCCAUCCUCCAGCUGGCUGGCCCAGCGACUCAGGUGGAAGGUAAAGCGCUGAUGCCAGCAUGCCUUGCUCCGCUCACCUCCUCCAGCUUCUCGCAGUCUGAAAUAGAAACCUUCUGGUAGAACAGACAUUAGAAAGCUAUUCAAUCUGGGCACCGUGGCUCAUGCCUGUAAUCCUAACUACUCAGGAAGCUGAGACCUGAGCACCACAAUUUAAAGCCAGCAUAGGCAGAAAAGUCUGAGAUACACCCGCCCCCCAUCUUCAGCAU
Messenger RNA from Perognathus longimembris pacificus (Pacific pocket mouse), 1011 nucleotides. RefSeq names its product zinc finger AN1-type containing 2A (gene Zfand2a). Gene Ontology annotation, molecular function: zinc ion binding. Lineage: Eukaryota; Metazoa; Chordata; Mammalia; Rodentia; Heteromyidae. Gene Ontology annotation, biological process: proteasome-mediated ubiquitin-dependent protein catabolic process; protein targeting to ER. The transcript is spliced from 7 exons. Gene Ontology annotation, cellular component: endoplasmic reticulum; cytoplasm. Bases 264 to 797 code for a protein of 177 amino acids. The record is from RefSeq and is a predicted model, not a curated record.